Molecule: messenger RNA, 534 nt
Organism: Benincasa hispida (wax gourd)
Lineage: Eukaryota; Viridiplantae; Streptophyta; Magnoliopsida; Cucurbitales; Cucurbitaceae
Gene: AGP6
Product: arabinogalactan protein 6
Source: RefSeq, a predicted model, not a curated record
AUGGCCCGUCAAUUGGUUCUCCUCGCUCUCCUCUUCACCGCCGUCGUCGGCAUUGUCUCAGCCGCCGAAGCCCCCACCGCCUCCCCUGCUUCCUCCCCUGCAGCCGAUGACCAUGCAGUCUCCGAUGCCGAAAAGACUCCUGCAGCUGCUCCUUCCAAGUCUCCCGCCGCCGCCACCACCGCCCCAAUCGCCGCCACUCCAUCCGCCGCCGGUGCUCCCGAAGGAGCUGCUUCUUCCCCCCAGGCUGAGGCUGAAUCCCCUGCUGCCGGUGGCCCUGCUUCCGGCCCUGCUGGUGAUGAGUCUUCUUCUGAUUCCCCUGCUGGAGCCCCUGAAUCCGACGCCGACGUGUCAUCUCCACCUUCCCCAACUGGACCUGCCGCCGGACCUGCUGACGGACCAGCCAGCGACGGCGAAGCUGCUGCUGAUGCACCCGCUGACUCACCCACUGAUGCAGCGAGUGGGGGUUCUUUCCUGAAAGUGUCCGUUGCCGCCGUUGCUGGGAUUUCAGCCGUUGCUGGAUUCUUUGCCUUCUAA